Molecule: messenger RNA, 2753 nt
Organism: Gadus chalcogrammus (walleye pollock)
Lineage: Eukaryota; Metazoa; Chordata; Actinopteri; Gadiformes; Gadidae
Product: arylsulfatase G-like
Exons: 11
Coding region: 918-2501 (527 amino acids)
Molecular function (GO): arylsulfatase activity
Source: RefSeq, a predicted model, not a curated record
UCCCGCCACACUUCCGGAGUUGACGGAGGCAACAACAACUCACUGGAGGACAAGAAGUCCAUUUUCAGUGCAAGUCUCUUUACACGUCAGCGUGGCAUUUAACACAAAGUAUACUAACCAGAUGCAGACACGGACAUUAUAGUUUAGGUACCGGUAUUUGCAAAACUAUAGCCUAACUAGUUAGAUGCUACUGUUUACGUAGUCUAAUUUCUUUCGCCAUUGUAAUUGUUAGUUAUUACGUUUUUAUUAUUCUCACUGUCGAAUCCCUACCUUGGUUAGUGGCAUGAUUAAAUUCCAUGCCUGCGGAUUACCGAAGAAAAGAGAUUACCAUCAGGAUUUACUUGAUAUCAAGACUACAGCGAAACCACUCCUCAGAUCCAACCUCUUGUUAGCCAUUAGCCAUGCUUCAGCGUAUGCGAUUGUUUUUCUACAAAACAUCUUUGCAAAUACAUUUCUUGCUCAGUUUACUUUCCCUGAUAGUCUUAUUUUCUAAAUUGACCGUGGGCAGUCUCGGGGCAUAAUAAAUAUGAUAAUAUGUAAUAAUAUUUAAUUUUAUCAUAUUUAAAGUUCAGUCAGAUGCAAACAUAUUACACGUGGAUCUUAUUUCGAGUAGGAGCUCACGGAGAGAUCAUGUUGAAAUGUAUAGUUAUAAUACAGAGGCAGACAAAAGAGGAAGGACAGUCACAUUCUGGCCCCAAUGUUUUAGCCCCUUGACCCGGUCUCUAGGUCUGAAAACGUUUGGUUUUUCAAAAUCUUAAAAGCUUAUCAGCACUCAGCAGUCCUCUUGCGAUGACCACUGCUGGCCGAUGGACAUUUCGGGAGGCCCCUAAACCCCUUCUGACAGAUGACUGGCCUGGCCAAUAAUCACUGAAGCCAGUAAAGUCUGUAAAUGAGGACACUGGCCAAAUCGAUCCAAAAUGAUGGUGGGUGUAACUCUUCUCCUCACUGGGGUCCUAGUCUCUGGAAUACUGCUGCACAAAGCCAACCAAAACACAGCAUAUGUAUCUACACCCUCGGAAAGGCCCAACUUCAUCAUCAUACUGGCUGAUGAUAUAGGCUGGGGUGACCUGGGGGCCAACCAGCCAGGGCAGAGAGCAAACAACACCCCAAAUAUAGAUCUACUGGCUCUCCAAGGCCUCAGGUUGACAGACUUCCAUUCGCCGGCGUCCACCUGCUCUCCGUCCCGCGCCGCCAUUCUCACCGCUCGCUACGGCGUCCGGAACGGCGUGACACACAACUUCGCCGUCCGAUCGGUGGCGGGCCUGCCCCUGUCUGAGGUGGCGUUGCCACGGUUACUGCAGGAGUCCGGCUACUACACGGCCAUGAUAGGGAAAUGGCACCUGGGUCACUGCGGGCCCUACGCUCCGACGAGCCGAGGGUUCGACUACUACUUAGGAAUUCCCUACAGUAACGACAUGGGCUGUACGGACGUUCCCGGAUCUGACCUGCCUCCCAGCCAACCCUGUUCUGCAGGCCCUCAGGGAGAGCCCAGAGUGGGCCUGCCGCUGUUGGAGAACUGCACCGUUGUGCAACAGCCUCUGGACCUGUGGACUCUCACCCUGCGCUACAGAGACGCAGCUCUGAGGAUCAUCCACUCUGCCAGACAACGGAAACAGCCGUAUUUGCUCUACGUAGCAUUGGCCCACAUGCAUGUGCCCUUAGCCCCGCCCCCGGCGUCCUUCUCAACCAAUGAACUUGAUGGGGGGCGGGACGUGUAUGCGGCGAGCCUGCAGGAGAUGGAUGAUCUGGUUGGGGCGCUAAAGCGAGCGUCGGAUGAAACCAACCGUGAUAACACGCUCAUCUGGUUCACAGGCGAUAACGGCCCCUGGGAGAAGAAGUGUCAGUAUGCAGGAAGUGUGGGGCCGUACACUGGGACGUGGCAGACCAGCCGAGGUGGGGGCUCCGCCAAGCAGACCACCUGGGAGGGUGGCCACAGGGUGCCUACGGUGGCCUACUGGCCCAGCAGGAUCCCUGCCAACACCAGCAGCCACGCCUUGCUCAGUGGGAUGGACAUCUUCCCAACGCUGCUGUCCAUGGCCGGGCUGAAGCCCCCGGUGGACAGACGCUAUGACGGCAUCGACGCCACGGACGUCCUCCUGAAUGGUGACCAGACCGGCCGAGAGUUCCUCUUCCAUCCUAAUAGUGGUGCUUCCGGGCUCUUCGGGGACCUGCAGACCAUUCGAGCCGGGAAACACAAAGCCUUUUACAUUACAGGUUCAGCCGAGGCCUGUGGUGGGGGGAGGGGGACACAGCUGCUGCAUGACCCCCCCCUGAUCUUUGACCUGGGCGUCGACCAGGCUGAGGCCACGCCCCUGGACGCCGGCGCCCCGGAAUACCAGGAAGUGCUGGGCAAAGUCACCAAAGCCAGGGAGGAGCUACUGUGGGACAUCGCCACCGACCAAUCGGUGUCCGCGGCUGACUACACCCAGGACCAAUCAGCGGCGCCGUGCUGCGACCCGCAGCGCGCGUCCUGCCGCUGCCCUGGGCCGGCUGGAGGCUAGGGAAACAUGCACAUGGGCGCACACACACGCAUAUACACAUGUGAACGCACACGCGCACACACACACACACACACACACACACACACACACACACACACACACACACACACACACACACACACACACACACACACACACACACACACACACACACAUACAUUCAAUGAUUUAUCAUUCAUAAAUUAAUGAAUUCAUUCAUAUAUUCAUUCACAGAGACACACACAAACAUAUAAACAUGUGCACGCACAGUCG